This is a messenger RNA of Encephalitozoon intestinalis ATCC 50506, 1482 nucleotides long. RefSeq names its product Sec1-like syntaxin-binding protein. Lineage: Eukaryota; Fungi; Microsporidia; Unikaryonidae. Bases 1 to 1482 code for a protein of 493 amino acids. The transcript has a single exon. Gene Ontology annotation, biological process: intracellular protein transport; vesicle-mediated transport. The record is from RefSeq and is a predicted model, not a curated record.
AUGGAUAUUUUGGAUCUGCUGAAGAAGAAGAUAAUUGAAGAUGUCUUUGAGGUUUAUCCCGACGCUGAGUGGAGUGUUCUUGUAUAUGAUAGUUAUGGAGCUAGCAUUCUAAAGAAUUUUUUUGUGAAGUCUGAGUUUAUCAGCCACAACAUAGUGACUUCUCAGAGAAUCGAGGAGCAGAGGGAAAGAGUGGAUUUUCCUGUGAUAUAUUUUGUAAGAGGAGAAGAAAGUAUUGUAAAGAUGAUAAACAGGGAUUUUGAAAACAGGUUAUAUCCAUCGUAUGCUGUCUGUGCAUUGGAGGAAUGUGAGGGUCUUCAGCCGCCCAUCAAGGUGAAGAAGGUAGAUGUGGACUUUCUUCCUUUUGAGCAGAGGGUUUUCAAGGCUACGGCAAAGCAAUUGUAUUCUGUAGCCAAGACUUUGAAUACGGUGUUUAAUGUAAGUUACUCAGGGUCUGUGUGUAGAGGUCUUGCAGAGAUUGUUGAGAAGACAAUGGGGAGUGAAGAAAGGAAAGGAGAGCUGAUUAUACUGGACAGGAGUAUUGAUCUUUUCACGCCGUUCCUUCAUUUUUUCACCUUCCGAACCUUACUUGAAGACCUCUCUGUGGAAAACAUGGAGGAGUUUGAAAAGAAAUACAUGAGGGACAAAGUAUGGGAAAGUGUCAAGAAUGCACAUCUUGGAGAAGUAAACUCCAUUUUAAGAAACCAAGCACAAAUACUAUCGAAAGUAGCCCAAAGACUGGAUACAAAGGUUGAUAACAAGGAUCUGAUGAAGAUGGUUCUCGAGGCGCCAGCAGCAGCAAAGACCAAGGAGAGCUUAAGUAAGAUUCUUGGACUGGCACAAAAAUGCUAUGAUCAAUUUGAUUAUCUUUCCAGGUUCAACGAAAUCGAGCAACUACUUGCUACAGGAUACGACAAGUCAGGAAGUAAAUGGAAAAUGAAAGUUGAGGAUGUGUUUGAGUAUCUUCGGAGUAGUGGGAUAGAAAGGUCUGACAAGAUUCGAAUCCUACUACUGCUCAAAGCGAAUGGGUAUCAAUUGCAAGACAACGAGGUAAAUCUUCUUAAAGGAAUGGGGUUUGAAGACUCUGAGAUUGAAAUUUCUUUUGAAAACCACGAGAGUUUUGUACCUCUCCGUGGUUCAGGAAACCACAAGUAUGAAGUCAGUCGAUACGAACCUGUGCUUGGUAAUGUCCUGAGGAGUUUUAUAGGGAAACAGAAAGGGCAUCUCCAAAUAAAUAGAUUGACAAGUAGCAGGUCGCAUCUGAAGUCUUUAAGGAAGACUCAUCUCUUAUCGGUGAAAAAGGAUAUCUCCUACCAAAAGCUAUACUGCGUCUACAUAACCGGAGGGAUAACAUUUGAAGAGAUAAGAGUUGCCUAUGAAAUUAGCGAGAGCCUUGGAGUUGAGAUUAUUGUGGGCUCUGAAGACAUAAUAACACCUAAGUCCUAUGUGGAGUAUCUGAAGUCGAAAUGCAUGUCAAAGAGUUAA